Molecule: messenger RNA, 1155 nt
Organism: Saprolegnia diclina VS20
Lineage: Eukaryota; Oomycota; Saprolegniomycetes; Saprolegniales; Saprolegniaceae
Product: AGC/PKA protein kinase
Exons: 3
Coding region: 92-1090 (332 amino acids)
Biological process (GO): signal transduction; peptidyl-serine phosphorylation
Cellular component (GO): cAMP-dependent protein kinase complex
Molecular function (GO): ATP binding; cAMP-dependent protein kinase activity
Source: RefSeq, a predicted model, not a curated record
UUUUUGUCAGCGACCCUUGGCUCCCGACGCUGUCGGGUCCGAAACCAGUUUUCGUAUCGGCCGAGGUCGACGAGAAGCAGGCCGCUGGCUCAUGGCGACGCCCGAAGGAACGACGACCAAGCCCAGCAACAAGCUCCCGGGCCCGCUCGACAUUGCCCACUUUGAGUUCGGCGUGACCUUGGGCACCGGGUCGUUUGGCCGCGUGCGCUUUGCGACGCACAAGGCCACGGGCUCCUUCUGGGCCAUCAAGAUCCUCAAGAAGGCCGAGAUCAUCCGGCUGCAGCAAGUCGAGCACAUGAUCUCGGAAAAGACAAUCCUCAUGUGCUUGGACCAUCCGUUCAUUGUGAACCUCGCGGGCACGUUCCAGGACGCCAAGUGCUUGUACAUGGUGCUCGAGUACGUCAUUGGCGGCGAGUUCUUUACGCACCUUCGGAAAGCCGGGCGCUUUGACUUCAACACGACCAAGUUUUACGCGACGCAGGUCGUGUCGAUCUUCGAGUACCUCCACAGCCAGGACUUUAUCUACCGCGACCUCAAGCCCGAGAACCUCCUUCUGGACCAAGAAGGCUUUAUCAAGAUUACGGAUUUCGGCUUUGCCAAGCGCGUGGCGUUCAAGACGUACACGCUGUGCGGGACGCCCGAGUACAUUGCGCCCGAAGUGCUCCUCAACAAGGGCCACGGCAAGGGCGUCGACUGGUGGACGAUGGGCAUCCUCAUCUACGAGAUGCUCGCGGGCCAGCCGCCGUUCUGCGACGACGAUCCCAUGGGCAUCUACCAGCAGAUUCUGUCCGGCAAGAUCAACUUUCCGCGGUACUUUGACCGGAACGCCAAGGCGCUCAUCAAGCGUCUCUUGACGGCCGACCUCACCAAGCGCUACGGGUGCCUCAAGAACGGCGUCGAGGACAUCAAGAAGCACAAGUUCUUCUCGGGCGUCGACUGGGACGCGAUGCUGGCAAGGAAAGGCACCGCGCCCAUCAUCCCCAAGGUCGUGACGCCCAACGACACGUCCAACUUUGACCCGUACCCGGACUCGAACGAAGAGGCGCCAGUGCCCGUCUACAACGGCAAAGACCCGUUCGCCGAGUUUUAGUCGACCUCCUCUGUACCAUUCUCGCUCUACUAAGGCCAUCAAUAUACAUGUAUAUAGUGCGCAAG